Molecule: messenger RNA, 902 nt
Organism: Ipomoea nil (Japanese morning glory)
Lineage: Eukaryota; Viridiplantae; Streptophyta; Magnoliopsida; Solanales; Convolvulaceae
Product: protein DOWNSTREAM OF FLC-like
Exons: 3
Coding region: 125-616 (163 amino acids)
Source: RefSeq, a predicted model, not a curated record
UAUCCCUUCCUCUUGCCAGCCUACCCCCAACUCACUCUCCGAACCUUCUCUACCCUUUUAUAUCUCUCUCUCCCCUUCUUCUCAUCUCCGUGAAUCAGAAAACAGUAACGAAAACCAGAACAAAAUGGCGAGAUUCCUAGCACUCUUCGCUCUCUGCUCCCUUGCCGCCGCCGCCACUGUUGCCACCGCUACCGUUUCCGGCAAGCCUUUCCUUGUCAAGGGAAAGGUCUACUUGGACACUUGCAACUGCGGCUUCGAGACCACCGCCACCAAAUACCUCCCUGAAUCGCAUGUUAGGCUGGUGUGCACGAACCGGGAUACGAAUGCCGUGACCUACAGUGCGAACGCGGUGACCAACUCGCAGGGAGAGUACAGCAUCCUGGUGAAUGGUGACCGCGGCGACGAUCUCUGCGAUGUGGUGCUUGUGAAGAGCUCAGACCCUCUCUCCGGCAAACCAGACAGCGGCCGCGACCGUGCCCGCGUCAUCCUCUCCCGCAACAACGGCUUGGUCAACGACGUCCGCUUCGCCAACAACUUGGGUUUCACCACCAAACAGCCUCUGGCUAGCUGCACCCAGGUCGUCGCCCAGUACCACCUCAACGACGAUAAUUUUUGAGCAAUAAAAUUGUUUGUUUAGUAGGGUCGGUGUGUAUUUCUUCUCAUCCUGGACCUGGAGACUGAUGCUCAUCCGCAUUAUUAUUAUUAUUAUUAUUUGUGUUCUAGCUUGUUGACACUGCUUUCAUAUGCCUUUAGCUUUAUACUUCAAUUUAAUUUAAUGGUUAAAUUGCUGCUUUGCUCUGUCGGUGGGUUUAGUUAGUAUUUACUUACCUUAUCAGAAUUAUUGGAACAAAGUUUCGACUACGUAUAAUGUAAUAAUAAUGUAAAACUAGUUGCGCACUUGC